AUGCUAAUCAAGAAAUCCAAUAUUAUAAAUUUAGAUACUAUUAAAUUUUAUGAGAUCAAAUGUUAGCGUCAAUAUGAAUAUAGUACAAAUUUAAUUUAAAACGAAAAUGAUGAUAAUUGUAAAGAAAAAGCUUCAAAAAUUUAAAUAUUAUGUAAAAGGUUUGAAUACAAUCAAAUAGGAAAUUACACUGUUAUUAAAGACCUUGAUCAAGCAGGAAGAAUUGCAGGAUUCAUUAUUCUAAAAGAAUAUAAUUUUUUAUUUAGUCAUUAUGAAAUCAAAUUUGUAAAAGAUUGCCUAUUUUCCAAAAAUUCAUAGUUAUGUGUGAUCAUAUCAUCCAAAUAUAUUUCAAUCUAUUAACUUGAAAAUUUCAAGUUGAUAGUUAAUCAAAACAUUGAUUGGGGUUACUACUACAAAUUUGGAGCAAUUACACCAGAUUCUAAGUAUUUAAUUGCAAAUACUCAAGAAAAUACAAUCAUUUUAUAUUGCUUAUAAAAGUAAACAUAAAUUUUUACGAUUUACUAAUCUAAACCUAAUUUUAGUUAGAUUUUUGUUUCAAGAACAAAUAAUAUAAUGUUAUCAAUAAAAUUUGGAUCACAAUAGGUAAGAAGAUGGUAGAUAUAGGAUGAUAAAAUAAAAUAUUAAACUUAAUUUUACCUUAAUCAGACCUAUACUCUUAAUUAUGUUACAAAACAUUUUAUAUUAGUUAGAAGACUAUUUAAAUCAUUUGAGAGUAAGUAUUGCAUUUUUUCUAAUCUAAAUAAGUAAAGAAAACUUAUUAGAACUAUAAAAUGCUCAUUUUUUGAAAAUUUAUAAAUGGAUCCAAAUUGUGAAUCCAAGAUUUUGAUUAGUGAUGGGAAUAAAUUAUUAUUUUUAACUUAAUACAAAUUUUAUUGUAUUUAAACAGGACGUUUUAUAUAGGCUUCAAAUGAAUAUAGCAAAUUAAUUUCAAAACCAAAUAUUGAAAUUUCUGAUAAUCAAAUGAAAAUUGAAUAUUAUUAGAAAGAAUCCUGA
This is a messenger RNA of Paramecium pentaurelia, 1011 nucleotides long. The record is from the annotation of a GenBank genome assembly. Lineage: Eukaryota; Ciliophora; Oligohymenophorea; Peniculida; Parameciidae.